Molecule: messenger RNA, 2436 nt
Organism: Drosophila sulfurigaster albostrigata
Lineage: Eukaryota; Metazoa; Arthropoda; Insecta; Diptera; Drosophilidae
Gene: pch2
Product: pachytene checkpoint protein 2 homolog
Exons: 3
Coding region: 139-1401 (420 amino acids)
Biological process (GO): reciprocal meiotic recombination; meiotic recombination checkpoint signaling
Cellular component (GO): nucleus; chromosome
Molecular function (GO): ATP hydrolysis activity; ATP binding
Source: RefSeq, a predicted model, not a curated record
AGCCGGCAAUUUCGAGUACUGCGCAUCGAUACUAAUCGUUAAUUUGGCGUAUAUUUUACAACUUCAAGUUUGGUCACACUAGCUCUGUUUUACUUUAAAAUAUUUUCCUAAACCGCGCGUUUCUUGUUUUGCUGAAUAAUGUUUUUAAGUUGUAGUAAUACAGUGCAUGUUGAAGUGCGUUUGCAGCGUAGCGAACAGCGAAUUCAGACGCUUCGAGCGGCGAUCGAGCCUCAAUUGAGCGCUUACCUGCAAUCGGCAAAAAUGUUCCGCUGGAAUGUGAGUUUCGCACCGGAUGCGCAGAUUGAUCAAGUGGAGAGUAUUUUAAUGGAGAGAGACAACGGAGAAAAUGGAACUAUGGAAGAUCCCCAAAAGUAUAAAUUCCUGUAUCACUUUUACAUGACACAGCGUCCGGAAAUGCGUUCAGAGUCGGGUCUGUUCGAUGGCGGCGGCGAUGAAGAUGUCGAUAGUGUGCUAGCUGCCAAUCAUGUCUUGCUGCCUGCCAAGGAAUACGUAGGCCUAUGGGAUACCUUAAUCUACGAGCAGGGACUCAAGGAGAAGUUGCUUAAAUUCGCUUUGUCCGCCUUGAGUUUCUCGCAGCACAGCGUGGACAUCAAUGUGAUUGCCUGUAAUCGUCUCCUAUUGCUUCACGGUCCACCCGGUACUGGCAAGACAAGUCUGUGCAAAGCUCUUGCCCAGAAAUUGGCCAUUCGCACUCAGAGUAGUUUUCCCUACACGCAUCUGGUGGAGAUCAAUAGUCAUAGUUUAUUCUCUAAAUGGUUCUCGGAGAGCGGCAAAUUGGUGGCACGUAUUUUUGGAAAGAUUGGUGAACUUGUGGCCGACAAAAAUAAUUUGGUUUGUGUUCUAAUCGAUGAGGUGGAAUCAUUAGCAUAUGCCCGGAGCGCUAUGAGUAGCAAUGAGCCGCGAGAUGCGAUGCGUGUGGUUAAUGCCAUGCUGACGCAAUUGGAUGAGAUCAAAUUAUCGCCCAAUGUGCUCAUAUUAGCGACAUCGAAUCUGGCACAUAGCAUUGAUUUGGCCUUCUUGGAUCGCGCGGAUAUACGUCAAUUCAUUGGCUUGCCCGCCAUGCCAGCGAUUCGCUCGAUUUACAAGUCAAUGCUAGUUGAAUUGAUGGCCAAGCAUAUUGUGGAAAUGGAGGAUCUGGAUGCGAGUGCAGCGGAUGCCGAGGGAUUGCUAACGAAGCUGGCAGAGCGCAGCACAGGACUAAGUGGGCGCACCCUGCGAAAAUUGCCGCUCUUGGCACAUGCUCAGCACACGAGUCGGGACUUAUUUGCGCUGCAUCAGAAGAUUAGUUUAGCGGAUUUUUUGGAUGCUAUGCUUUUGGCACUGGAACAGCACUUGACUGACAGACAUCACUUAAUGAAACACUCGCUGCAACAAGCCUAAAAAAAAAACUAAACUUCAAACUUGCUUCAAAUUCAGACUUUUGUAAUCUUCCAUUUUGCGCUGCUAUAAAGAAAAACAAAAACACAAAACUAAAGACGACUCCUAGAGUGUCAAUUCUACUGCUUCCUUUUGCUGUGAUUUUUCCUUUCAUUUAUCCUGUUUUUGAUGUGAAAACAAGCGUAAAAUCUUGUUAUUUGCUGCCCACCCAUACAUAUCACAUUUAUACACACUGGACACACAUACAUUCAAAAGACACACAAUACAUUUCUAGUUGCUAUCGCUGCUUUCCCAAUCAUCUCCUCCCUCUUUAUCACUGGCGUCGUGUCCAUAUGCUGGGGAUAAUAAAAUUACACACGUAAGUUGACAUUUUGUUGAUAUUUAUUUAAAUUAUAAUGCUGUGUGAUUUUCACCACAUUCAUUCACUUCUCGUCCUCGGUCUGAUCAAAUGCUUUGCCUGCAGAUUCCCGGUUUGGACCCCAGUGAUUGUUUAGCUCCAAGCUUGCCAGCGACUUGCGAUACAUAAGCAUAUUUGCGUCAUAUUGCCGCUGGGCUGCGGCACGUUGUCCAAUUUCGUCCGAUAUCGGUGGAACGUAUUUGUUGCCGUUGCUUGUUGAUGGCUUAUCCUCAAAGUUGAUGUCAUCCAGAAUUUGACGCACCUUCUGCUGCUCUUCUGCUGAUAUUUCGAAACUGCUUUGCAUUGAUUUCAUGAACUGUAAUUCCCCUUCAUAAUCUGUUCCGCCGCCCAGGCGUAUGUCAGCUUCUUCGCGAGGUUUUACAAUUCUACUCAGUUCUCUUACAUCAUUAGACAUAGUGUCAACACGAUGACUGAGAUGCCACAGCACUUUCUCCAAUUUCUCUAAACGUUCUUCAAACUGCUUGUUGUACAUUUUUUGCGAGGUCAGCGAAUCGAUGACUGCAUUGCGGACAAUAUUCUCUAGAUCUUCCUUUUUCACAUAUUUCGUGCUCAUUUCGAUGUUUCUAUUCCGCGAAGGUAAAUGUUCAAGUAUUUGGUUUAAUUCACGUUUAACUUCAGAA